UCCAAAACAAGGAGGACGCUUCUGAGGCAGCGUCUGUUUGAUAACAAUGAAAUGUCGCUGUGCCGCUGCUGUUUCAAAAGUUUGCAUUGAGCCAAGGCCGCUCCGAGAAACGGAGUAAAUCAAUAUUGUCGUAAAGAGCGAUCACCGGUGCGUUUGGUGAAGCAUUUAACUGGAGCGCUUUCUUGGAGACGCGCGAAGAUUCAUUCAUCUACAGCGCUCGCAAAUAUGGCACCUGAGAUCGGAGAAUUGUUGGGGGGAUCGAUGGUUUUUGUCUUAUUCUUAACUUUGCUGGCAAUUUUAACCCACCAGAUGCUCAGCAGCUAUGUGCGCAAGUGGAGAGAGAUGAAGCCUAUUCCAGGCAUAAGCCCGACCUAUCCUUUACUCGGCAAUGCGCUCUCCUUUAAAUCUAACGGAAGAGAUUUCUUCUGCCAGCUGGUGGAAUAUACAAACCAGUUCCGGAACGUGCCGCUGAUGAAGGUCUGGAUCGGACCUGUCCCUUUUCUCAUCUUGUUUCACGCUGAAACCAUCGAGAUGGUGCUGAACAACCCCAAACACAUGGAUAAAGCUUACGCAUACAAAUUCCUGCACCCUUGGCUGGGCACCGGGCUUCUGACCAGCACGGGGGACAAGUGGCGGAGGCGCAGAAAGAUGCUGACCCCCACCUUCCACUUCUCCAUCCUGACCGAGUUCCUGGAGGUGAUGAACGAGCAGGCGGAGGUGCUCAUCGAGAAGCUGGAGAAGCAGGCGGGCAAAGGGACCUUCAACUGCUUCAACCACAUCACCCUCUGCGCGCUGGACAUCAUUUGUGAGACCGCAAUGGGCAAGAAAAUUUAUGCGCAGAGUAACUACGAUUCGGAGUAUGUCCGCUGUGUGUACAAGAUGAGUGACAUCAUAACCCGCAGACAGAGGAUGCCGUGGUAUUGGCCGGAUUUUGUCUACUAUUCCCUGGGGGAGGGGAAGGAACAUAACAGAAGCCUGAAGGUCCUCCACUCCUUCACAGAGAGUGUGAUUUAUGAGAGAGCAGAGUACAUCGCUUACAUAGAGUCCGACAGUGAGUCGGACCAGGGCAUGAAGAAGCGAAGGGCGUUCCUGGACAUGCUCCUGAAGACCACGGACGAGGACGGCAACAAGCUGACCCACAAAGACAUCCAGGAGGAGGUGGACACCUUCAUGUUUGAGGGUCAUGACACUACAGCAGCAUCCAUGAACUGGGCCAUUCACCUAAUUGGCUCUCACCCGGAGGUUCAGAGGAAAGUUCAGCUGGAGCUCCAGGAAGUGUUUGGCCAGUCGGACAGGCCCAUUAACACGGAGGACCUGAAGAAACUGCGCUACCUGGAGUGCGUCAUCAAGGAGUCCCUGCGCCUCUUCCCUGCCGUCCCCUUCUUCGCCCGCAGCAUCUGUGAGGACUGCCACAUCAAUGGCUUCAAGGUCCCAAAAGGUGCCAAUGCCAUCAUCAUGCCGUACGCCCUUCACCGUGACCCCCGCUACUUCCCCGACCCCGAGGAGUUCCGCCCGGAACGUUUUCUGCCGGAGAAUUCCGCCGGGAGGCACGCGUAUGCCUUCAUCCCAUUCUCGGCCGGCCUGAGGAACUGCAUCGGCCAGCGCUUCGCCGUGAUGGAGGAGAAGGUGGUCUUGGCAUCGAUUCUGCGCAACUUCAACAUCGAGGCCACACAGAAUCGGGAGGAACUGCGCCCCCUAGGGGAGCUCAUCCUGAGGCCAGAGAAGGGGAUCUGGAUCAAGCUGGAGAAGAGAAUGCGCUGAAGACUACCCUCCCAACCACCACCCUGCCGAAGCACACAAACACACACCUACACGCAUUCACACACCCACUGAUACCCUCACCUCCACCCACACAAA
Messenger RNA from Megalops cyprinoides (Indo-Pacific tarpon), 1857 nucleotides. RefSeq names its product cytochrome P450 4V2. The record is from RefSeq and is a predicted model, not a curated record. Lineage: Eukaryota; Metazoa; Chordata; Actinopteri; Elopiformes; Megalopidae. Gene Ontology annotation, molecular function: oxidoreductase activity, acting on paired donors, with incorporation or reduction of molecular oxygen; monooxygenase activity; iron ion binding. The coding region runs from base 226 to 1761 and encodes 511 amino acids. The transcript is spliced from 11 exons.